This is a messenger RNA of Saccoglossus kowalevskii, 441 nucleotides long. RefSeq lists its product as uncharacterized. The record is from RefSeq and is a predicted model, not a curated record. Lineage: Eukaryota; Metazoa; Hemichordata; Enteropneusta; Harrimaniidae.
AUGGACCAGACAGAAGCUCGUGCUGUGAUCAAGUAUCUCAAUAAAAAGGGGAUGAUUUCCAAAGAUAUCCGCAAAGACAUGGUCACGACACUUGGUCAGGACUCCCCUUCUUAUUCCACUGUGAAGAAGUGGGUUGUUAACUUUAAAACAGUUAAGAGCAGCAAUCAAAGAGAAAAGAAGAGGAAAGCUUCGAGCUGGAGUGCUGUUUCUCCAGGACAAUGCACCUGUCCACACAGCACAGGUGGCUUUGAACCCUUACCUCACCCUUCCUACUCACCUGACCUGGCACCAUUGGACUUCUACCUGUUUCCUAAACUGAAGUUCCACUUGCGUGGUCAUCGUUUUGAGACUGAUGAUGACGUCAUCCAAGCUGUUGAGGCCUAUCUAAGGGAUCAAGAUGAAACCUUCUUCCAGCGGGGAAUAGAAAAACUGGAACAUUGA